This is a messenger RNA of Sebastes umbrosus (honeycomb rockfish), 7038 nucleotides long. RefSeq names its product forkhead box O4 (gene foxo4). NCBI's taxonomy places the organism in Eukaryota, Metazoa, Chordata, Actinopteri, Perciformes, Sebastidae. Bases 1896 to 3851 code for a protein of 651 amino acids. The transcript is spliced from 3 exons. The record is from RefSeq and is a predicted model, not a curated record. Gene Ontology annotation, biological process: regulation of transcription by RNA polymerase II. Gene Ontology annotation, molecular function: RNA polymerase II cis-regulatory region sequence-specific DNA binding; DNA-binding transcription factor activity, RNA polymerase II-specific. Gene Ontology annotation, cellular component: nucleus.
CAGAAGUUGUCGCCUGACAGUGGUAAACAGACGUCAGAAGGGAGUCUUCGCCUCGAGUCCAAAACAAAACAAAACAAAACAAAACAAGUGAAAAAGACGCUGAAGGAGUGAAUAUCUGGACACCAGCGACGACGGGAAAGUUCUCCGAAACUCACCGCUGAUUAAAAACACCCACUUGGAGUAAGUUACCGGAGGCUUUUCACGGACUUUUCUACCGGAUUGUAAACUCUGGAGUAGCAGUUGGAGCUUAACGGCAGCUAACGUUAACGGCUAUCGUGUGCUGUUUUCAAAGUGCGGCGGUUGGGAGCCGUUAGACCUCCGAGGAGACACAACUUCACCUAGCAACACUCCGUAGUUCGUCAACCGGUCACCGGGACUGUGGAGCGAGGACCGGCCGGGCUCCGGGCCUCGGUGCAGGUUUUAUAACCCGCUUCUUCUUCGAGCAUCGUGUAGCCGGAGAGAGGAGAGAAACAUGGCAGAUGGUGACAUGCGCCUGGCCGCAAUGUGGCGGACCUGAAGCUGAAGCACACGGACUUCUCUUACUUUUAUUCAUUUAAAAAACACUAUUGAACUAUUCCCUAAAGUCUGCUCGCUUGUUUCCUCUUCUAAUACUCGACAUUUAUGUAGUUUCUCACUUGCAGCAGCUUUAUUAACACAUACAGGCCGAAGAGACGUCGACCUUUCUGAGUUUUCACACCUUAUUUUGUGGCAGUUAGUUAACAGAACUGUUGCUAGGAUACUCAACCGUUAAUCAGACGUUAUAAACGUUUGUUUUUUUAAACACGUGGCUUUGAUUUAACCAGAUUUUUGUUUUAGUUUUUUAUAAAAGUUUAUGUGGAUGUUUUUUUUUGGGCUUGUGGAAAAGCCCAGACAGACAUCACGUUGUUUACAAGUGGAGACGGACUCUCCUAAGAAGAUCCUUUGUAACAGUAGCCAGAUAAUCCCUGUUUGUAGUCUUCAUAGUUUUUACAGUAGAGAAAUCAGUAUUUCCCUGGAUUUAAUGAGGAAAUUAUAGGAUAUAACUUGACAAAUUUGGUUUGAUUUAUUCUUAAAAUAUAAGUAUACUUUUUGGGGGGAAAAACACCCUUAAAUUGAGUGAUUAUUAAUAGUAGCCAGCUAAUCCCUGUUUGUAGUCUUCAUAGCUUUUACAGUAGAAAAAACAGUAUUGUAAUGAGGAAAUUAUAGGAUAUAAUUUGACAAAUUUGGUACGAAAUAAUCCUUAAUUUGUAUUCUUAAAAUAUACUUUUUGGGGGAAAGAACACCCUUAAAUUGAGUGAUUAUUAACAGUAGCCAGCUAAUCCCUGUUUGUAGUCUUCAUAGCUUUUACAGUACAUAAAACAGUAUUGUAAUGAGGAAACUGUAGGAUAUAAUUUGACAAAUUUUGGUACGAAAUAAUUCUUAAUUUGUAUCCUUAAAAUAUACUUUUUGGUAAAAAAAACACCCUUAAAUUGAGUGAUUAUUAUUAACAGGAAUGGCAUUACUUUGUACCCAUUUACCUCUAAGAUUUUGGUAUUCAUAUAUCAGGUGAGCCUCUGUAGAUCCAGAUGUUUUGGUGCCACUCUGCCACUUUUGUUUUUAUCUCAUUCAAACAAAGGGACUGUCAUCAUCCCAGCAGCCCUCCUUCAUUCUAUAUAAACCGGCCGGUUUAUGAUAGUUACUAUUAAGGAGAUUAUUUGGGUUCCCUAAUCUCCAAUCUGAGGAUUAACCGAGGCUAUUGGUGUGUCCAGAUUAUUGCGUCUCCUCUCCAGGCCCCUCUUGUUUACACCCCCGAGGCGGCUACAGCAUAUUGUUUUUGUGUGUCAGGAAGUUUUUUUCUUUAAGUUUACCUUAAAGGUAGAUGUUUUAAGUAGUUCAGUGUUUUUUGUGGUUGAGUGGAAGUUAUAAGAGGACCCAGCAUGGAGGACUCGUCGGUGCCCCCGAUUGACCCAGAUUUCGAGCCCCAGAGCAGACCCCGCUCCUGCACGUGGCCGCUGCCGAGGCCCGAGAUCUCGGCUGUCAAACCGGAGGGGGCGGACGGAUCCGAGUCCGCCGCCGGGACCCCGCCCGCCGACGAGGACAAGCCGGAGCCCCAGCAAAUCACCUCCGAGUCCGAGAAGGCUGCGGUGGAGGCGGCAGAGGGAGGGGCCGCGGCCGGAGGGGGCGGAGCCGGAGCGACGCCUCGUAAAGGGUCAUCCCGGCGCAACGCGUGGGGGAACCAGAGCUACGCAGACCUGAUCAGCCAGGCCAUCGAUAACUCACCUGAGAAGAGGCUGACCCUGGCGCAGAUCUACGAGUGGAUGGUGAAGACAGUGCCUUACUUCAGAGACAAAGGAGACAGCAACAGCUCAGCUGGCUGGAAGAAUUCAAUUCGCCACAAUUUAUCACUCCACAACAAGUUCUUGAGGGUACACAAUGAAUCAACAGGCAAGAGCUCCUGGUGGAUGCUCAACCCAGAAGGAGGGAAGACCGGGAAAGCUCCUCGCCGCCGGGCCGCCUCCAUGGACAACAGCAGCAAACUGCUGAAGAGCCGCAUGAGGGCCAAGCAGACCAAGAAGCAGGCAGGAGCGGCCGGCCUGGGCGGCGCUGGAGGGGCGCUGCAGGGCGACGGCAGCACAGGUUCAGCGGGCGCAGACAGCCCUAAUUCGUCCCAGCAGUUUCCCAAGUGGGGGGUUAACAGCAGCAGCCCCUCAUCCCGCGGCAGCCUGGAUGACUCCGACAUGUGGACCACCUUCCGCCCACGUACGAGCUCUAACGCCAGCACCCUGAGCGGACGUCUGUCCCCCAUCGCUCCUGGACAGGAGGACGAUGAUAACCUGCCUAAGGACGUACUGCUAGGAAGAUAUAAUGCCAGCAGCUUGACCCCCACCCUCACCGAGACCCUCAUGGAGGAGCUGGAUCUGAUCGACGGCCUCACAUUGAUGACUGGGCAGCAGGGAGGGGCCAGUCCCAGUACAGCCCCGCCAGCACCUCCCACUCCGCUGCCCUCCGCCUCCACCCUGCUGCCCCGUGGCUCCAGCUUCUCCUCCUUCCAUCAGCUGCAACCAUCCAGCCUCCCACAGGCUCCCACUCACACCGGGACCCAGGCCUCCGUCUCUCAGUGUGGACCGAGCAGCAAAGAGCCGUCAACCUUCAGCAACUCCCUCUUCAACCCCAUGUCCAGUCCCGGCUCUCGUGUCGGCGGCCAUUACAGCACCCACGUGCCUUCCAGCCUGGAGGCGCUGCUCACCUCCGACUCCCCUCCUCCCAGUGAUGUCAUGAUGACCCAGGUGGAUCCCCUCAUGCCCAGUCCUGGAGGGGUGGGGCUGAUGGGCCUGGGCACACCUGUGGUGGGCGUGAGGUCCAAACCCAACCAGCUGCUGUUGGGUAAAGGGCUGGAGCCGAACACGGUGGCCCCCAUGGCGCUGCGUCACCUUCACCACCAGCAGCAGCAGCACCAGCAGCAGCAACAGCCACAACAACAACAACAACACCAGCAUCACUCUCAGAUGGGGUUGGGGAUGAUCCUCUCAGGUAUGUCUCAGGACCCGUUACAGCUCUCUGGCCUCAAAGCCCAUCAUGCCGCGGUGCCAGCGGUGGGCUCUCAUCACGGAGGGCCCAUCAUCUCAGCCAAUCCCGGCAUGAACCUGCUGGGGAUCAGUCAGUUCGGAACUCCGUCCUGCUUCCCGACCGGUCAGGACCGACUGCCCACAGACUUGGACAUUGACAUGUUCACCGAAAACCUGGAUUGUGACGUGGACUACAUCAUCAACAGUGACCUCAUGGACGGAGACAGCCUCGACUUUGACAACUUUGACCCCAUACUGCCUGGAGGCCAAGGCUACGCUGGCCCGGCCACCACACAGGGCUCCGCUACAAGCUGGGUGCCCAGUUAAUUCCUCAGCUGACCACACAGAGUUAGCCAGGAACUGAUCUCCAAUCCAGAUAACCUCACAGAACAACAGAACGAGUGGUGCGUCCCUCCUCCCUGCUGGCUGAAGAUACUAUUUUCACAUGAGAUGCUUCGUCAGGACUUAAAAGACCAGACCUCACCCAUGUGUCAUGUGCCAAGACAUGCGGAGGACGGGGAGGAGCUUCAGGCUACUAUGCACAAUAUUUCUCCCUUUUUUUUUAAAUAUAUAACACUUACAACGAUUUGGCUGCUAGCCGUUUUUUUUUUUUCUUCUAAUCCGAACUGAUGAUUUUAAAAAGACGUGUGACAUGGUGUUUUUAUGAGUGAAAGACAAAUCAUUAACUCCCUCUGCUGGGAGUUUAUAUUUCAGUUACACCAGAAUAGCUUUAGGGCGGAUACGGUACUCGAUGGCGUUGGUAUUGAAGACUCAAUAAGACAAUGCGUUUUUGGAGAAAUGGCCAGUUUUCCAUUGACACUAGCAUGAACUGCCAGACCGGAUGCUGUUUGAGGUGCAGCUACUCUGCUGCACCGUGAAAAAGCUUCAUCACAGGAGUCGGAUUGUGACUGCGUUGUGAACAGGUGGAAGAUAAAAGACUGGACGACUGGAGGUAUAACGGUCAAUAUAGGCUACAUAUCUCGCCCCAUUACGGACUACGAUUAUAUGUACGAUUUUAAAUUUCUCACUUUAGAGGAAAAAAAGAAUGCAUUUUUUUUUUUUCUCCAAUGAAAUUUGGUGAUUCAACAGUUAAAAGAGGGUCUGUAUUUGCAGUUUGGCAUUUUUGACUUCAAUCCAGUGUGUUAUGGUAGAUGUCAGUUAGAGGGUGUUUUUUUUUUUUUUUUAAAUCCCUGAUGUGCAGUUAAACUAACAAAAUGAAGAAAUGUGAUUUGUGAAUUUAUACACGGGGCAUUCAAGGGUAAAUUUAUUUGCCAACAAGUGAUUGGUUGGCCAAGUAUUAUAUAGUUUUAGACAGCAGUAUGCCUCCACUGUCAAACAGUCUACCUGAUUAUUCUUCCUUUUUGUUUUCAUCGAGCCUGUGCAUUUUCAAAGCACUUAGGUUUCCUGCGACACAGGGACCCCAAACUAGGACUCACGUGAGGUUAUACCAUUUCAUUAAAAGAGUUUAAAUCCUGUAAAACAUGUAAAGUACACGUUGCACAUGUACACAAUGACACGCUAUGCAGAUUUAUCAGGAGAACUAAAUGAAAUCUUGAAGGAAAUUUGAAAAAUCACUUCUUGAAGGGUUUUGUUAUUUAACAUUUUCCUGAUAUUUUGUCGGGGAGGGUUGAGGGGGGACUUCAUGUCAGAAUAUUCUCACACUUUAAUGAUCAUUCAAGAAAUUAAUUCACUGUGUGAGAAGUACAAAAAAAGAAUAUAUUUGAUUAUAGUUUUAAUAUACAAUUUAGAUGGAGGUAAUAAAUGAGAUAUUAAUACAUAUGAAUAUAUUACUAAUGACAACGUUUUUUUUACAUUGGAGGAAGCAUUCUCAUCAUUUUUAACGGUAAUUUUCUAUACUUUUAUUUUUGUAAAGGAUGAGACGCAUGUAGAUUUUUUUACAUAACCAAAGGAACACUAAUAUUUGCAUUUGCAUGGCAUUUAGGGAGCGCUUGGGCCUGACAGUAUCUCGGUGUACAUAAGCUUUGCAAAAGAUGCCUGUAACGUGAAAUCUGAGAGUCGAGUGAGGCAUCAGUACUUGACCAUUUUAACUCAAAUUCCCAAUGAUCUGCCUCAUUGUUUUCUGCAUUAAUUGUGAAUCCAAGUAUAAAAAAAAAGUGGCACGACGAAAAGAAAAACCUUUAUUCUCCCGCUUUUCAACAUGCCGCCGAAUUCUCAUCUCAAAACGAGACAACCGUUACCUCUCAGGGUCGCUCAGAAGAAAAACGGGAAAACAAACUUAAUCAGAUGACGUGAAAAUAGCAAAACAAAUAUUUAUUUAACACAUUUUCUCUGUUACAACAGACUGGAAAAGCAACACGCCACGUCUUUAUUUUGUUUUUCUGGAGGAGUUUCUGUCUUAAAAAGAGUUGACCUCAAAUUUGACCUCCCUUUUUAUAGAGAAAUGCAUUCGAGCUCUCCAGCCAUGUAUAUCAGUACUCUUCUAUCCCUCGGGUUUUAUUUUGACUGCCAAUAUUUAAAACACUAUAGCAUGACUUUACUCUGUAGCACGAUUAUUUUGUCAUCUUCCCCCUUAAAAUUUUGUGUUUUGUGUUUGUAUUUAAUUACAUUUGUUUAUAACGUUUUCGUGAUCAGAAACAACAUCCCUGCAGUUCCAUCAUUUCACUGUAGCUAUGUGAAUACGUUAGCCUCUGAUUUGUAUAAAGCACUCUCUUUUUUGUUCCACAAAAGCUCUUUUUUUACUGUUUGAAUGGUGCUAGAUGUCAUAUGUGACGUAUCCUGCAGUACGCCAUGAUGCAAUGGGUGCAUAUCAGGGCCUUUUGAAUAUUCUGUAUACAGCACAAUGAUCUGGUGUUAUGUUAGAAGUUACCACAGCAUCAACAGUCCUUCCCCCUCUUUGUUUUUAUGUUUUUAUAUAUAUGAUAACCCCCCCCCCCCCUAAACUGGUCAUUAAAUAGAUCUGGAAACAGAAGACCAGCUUGUUCAAACUGCAUGAUUUUCUUGUUAUUUUUAAUCAUAACAUGUAAUUAUUUUAGAAAGUUGUAUAAGCAAACUCCCCCCACGUUUUUCUGAACUAAUGUUGGAAAUGUUAUUAACAGUUAAAAGGACAGACUGCAGCAUAUAAAAGGAGCGGUGGUUGGUUUGAUGUCUCUAGUUUACUGUUGCCUCCUCAAACAAAGAUGGGCAGGUGUGGUGUUAUUACUCCCCUUGUAUCUCCCCCUCUAUGUAAUAAUUAUCUACAUAUUUUGUUCUUCAGUUUUCUUUAAGUAGCAGUUAGUCCCUGUAUGUUUGUUUUGACAUUUAAAAUUGCCCCAUUUGAUACACUAUUUUAGUAUUCGGCGAGGGUUUUUCUUCCAUAGGGGAGGGUGGGGUGGACAGGGAAUGAUGAGUUGUGCAUAAGCCAAUUAUGUUUAUGAUUUUUGAUUAAUGUUGAUAGUUCUUAUCCCCCCCCCACCCCCACCUCAGUCUUUUUCUUUCUUUACACAUUGUAAAGUCAGCCAGACAAGAAAAAACAGUUCUGAACAGCAGAAAUAAAUUCAAUAAACUGUUUAACCCA